This is a messenger RNA of Phoenix dactylifera (date palm), 5744 nucleotides long. The record is from RefSeq and is a predicted model, not a curated record. NCBI's taxonomy places the organism in Eukaryota, Viridiplantae, Streptophyta, Magnoliopsida, Arecales, Arecaceae.
CAGAAUUCCGUAAUUUCUUAAAAUCUUCAAUUCAAUAAAAGAGCAAUAUCAUGCUUUUAACAGCAGAUAACUAUAAUUUUACAAGUCUUGGACCCAACAAAUAAGGCAACUAUCUUCCAGGGGCUUAAGUACAAAUUUCGUAAUAAAUUUUCACCCUGCUCCGAAAGCCCGACACCGCCACCUGGGCUGGCCACUUAGCCGGUCAAGGCACAGCCCGCGCCGCGGUGGGGGCGGCCCCCCCACCCCGCGCGGGUGCGAUCACCACUCAGCCCCGUUAGCGUGCGCCGCAGAGUAAGCCGCCUAUCCCUAGGCGGUGCCCAGAUCCACCCCACCUCCCCACUACCCAACAAAAAUAUGCCCCCUUUCUCCCACCUCCUCCGCACCCCAACCACCACCGCCUCCAAACCCUCCUCCCUCAUGGCCUCCUCCUCCUCCGCUGCCGCCGAUGCGUCCAAAGACCCACCCUCCUCUCCCGCCCCCACCCCCUCCGCCGCCGCCGCCACCGCCGCCGCCGCCGACGGCGCAGCGGUGGCCGCCUCUCUCUCCCCGUCGCCGUCCCCAGCCCGAUCCCCCUCCCCCCUCCCCCUCCCGGCGCCGCACGCCGCCGCCCCGGUUCCCCUCUCCUCCGCCUCCUCCCGCCGCCUCCCUCCUCCCUGUUGGACCCACGAGGAAACCCUAGCCCUGAUCGAUUCCUACCGCGACAAGUGGUACGCCCUCCGCCGGGGCAACCUCCGCGCCUCCCACUGGCAGGAGGUCGCCGACGCCGUCGCCCGCCGCUGCUCCCGCCUCCCUCAGGCCUCCUCCAAGACCUCAGUGCAGUGCCGACACAAGGUCGAGAAGCUCCGCAAGCGCUACCGCGCCGAGCGCCAGCGCUCGCUCGCCCAUGAUCCCUCCACCCCUCCCACAUCCUCCUGGAUCUACUUCCGCAAGAUGGAUGCCAUGGAGCACGGCGGCGCCUCAUCCGCCCCCUACGCUUCCGCCUCUGCCGCCUCCCGCCCCUCCCCCUCCCCCGCUCCACCGCGCUCUCGCUCCGACGAGGACGAAGACGAUGACGAGGACGAAGAAGAUGACGAGGACGAUGGCGGCGCCCGUGCCGGUGGAGUCGGCAGCGGCAACACCCGCAGCCUCCACCGCCUCAUGGCCAACGGGGGCGGGAUCGGCGGUGGGCUCAGGUUCACGAUCCCGAAGGCGGUGCGGUCCAAGAUCACCACCGGAUCUAGGAUCGAGGAGAGGGCCCCGGUCCCGAGCUCUGGCGGCGUCAUGAACCCUAGCCCUACCAACCGGUUCUUCAGGGGCUAUGGCGGGGCAAGGCCGGCGAUGGAGGAGAUGAGGAGGCGGCUGGAGAAGAGCCGGAGGAGAAGGAAGCGAGACUCGCCGGAUGCGGUCGGGGAGAUGGUCUCGGCGCUGAGGACGCUGGGUGAUGGGUUCUUGAGGAUGGAACAGAUGAAGGUGGAGAUGGCGAGGGAGAUGGAGAAGGUGAGGAUGGAGAUGGAGUUGAAGCGCACCGAGAUGAUCCUCGAUUCCCAGCGCCGGAUCGUGGAUGCCUUCGUCAAGGGCUUCUUCCGGGGGAAGAAGAGGUCCAAGGUCUCUCCGGAGGCUUGAAAAGGAGCACAACUGUUACAUUCAUGUUAAAGAACUUCUACUUGGAAUAUUGCUCAACCUAUGCUGUUCUGAGGUCUCUUAAAAUUUGGUUCUUAAACUUCAAUUGUAUCUUUUAAACUUUGACUGCAUGAAGCACUAGCCAACUCCUGGCUUUCCUCAAGUUAAACAGCCAAUAUUUUUCCUAUUGUGAAAAUAUUUGGCUUUUUUCUGUCAUUGGUGGAACUUAGUAUGGUUCGAGUUCGCAAAUUUGUGAAAAAGAAAAAACUCAAUACCCGUCCUCUUAGAUUGUCAACUGUUUUAUUACGAUCUUGUCUUUAACAUUAUCUUUUCAUGCUUGGCAUAUGUUCAAAGCCUAUAAUUCAUUAUAUGGAUAAAGCAUUACCUUUUCACUAUAGUAUAGUGCAUGUUUUCUAGUAAAUAAAGAAAAAUAAUCCAUGCCACAUAUUCCUAGGUUCAAAUAUGGUUUGAAUUUUAAAGUUGAAAUCAAAAUCUUUCUGGCCAUCUUCCUCACUCCUAAGGGAUUUGCAGUCAAGUUUGAGUUGGAACUUUUGAUUGUUUAAUGCAAUGUUAGUCAUACAUCAUGCUCCUGGGAUGCGCAGCACAUUUGUAUAGUUUUUGAUCAGCUGAGAAUUCGAGUCUUGAUUUGCAGACAAUCAAAGGUUCAAGGACACAUUCACAAGCUCUUCCUAAUCUGGCCGUAGGUACUAUUUUACCUACGUUUUAGCCUUUUGUUUUGAUUUUUAUUUUAAUUAAUAUAAACUUCAUGAAUUAUAUAGUCUAGAACUAAUGCACAAGAGCUCUGGUUUAUUUUGCAAUGUAAACAUCAUCAAUCAUGUUUAAUGCUUAAGUUUAUGUUUCUUGUAGUAAAGCUUAUAUCUAAAUCAAUUGACAGAAGGUACUUAUAAGCUUAUUCUCAUCUAGAGUCUUAACUUAGGGUAAGAUUGGAUCUCCUUGGACUUCGGUUUUGUUGGUGCACAUGGUGGUUUUUUUGCUGUAUUUUGAUAGCUCUCAACAUGUGAAAAUAGCGGAAAACAAUAACAGCAAUAUCUUUGACAUUAUUGCUUUUGUUUGCAAAAAUUCCCUUUUGAGGCUCUGAUGCAGUGGAUUGCAAUAAGGUAUAUUGGGUGUAGAAAGUCCGAUUAGGUACUAGCUUUCUGGUGGCAUUUUGUAUGGCCAACCAGGGGUCAAGUUAAAAUUAUCAGAUUGGUUUAGCUUUUCAUUUGCUAAAUGGUAGGUCGUAUAAGUAAUAUGGCUUAUCGAUUUAUGACAAACGGUUUUUUUACAUAGAAUCGCCGAUGUUAAUUCUUCUUGUAAAAUCGGGGUUUGUUGAAUUAAUCUAUAGUCCGUAAAAAUUAAAUAGGGAAGUGAAACUUCUUUUGUUUAUUUAGCACAUGUUGUGGGGUGCAAUCAAGUAUUCACCUGGUUGUUUUAUAGUUUGAAUGUAGAAUCUUACCUAGGUGCAAAUCAAGAUUAAGCUAGGUAUCUAGAGUCUUCCAGGUGGAAGUCAGAGAGUAAGAUUGGCAUUUCAGCUAUUAAUGUUGGGACCUGCUUUUCUUCUGAAUGUCCACCUUAUUGUGUUACUACAUGGAAUAGGUAGCUGUUGUAAGCUUCUGAGAAAAUCAUGCUGUCAACUUCUCUCUUUUGUAUUAAACCAAAAUAAUAAAAAAUUGAAGGUGAUGACUCCAGCUACUCCUUAUGAUGACUCCUGGUCUUUCCUGCUGAAUUGGUGGCAAAAAUCCUUGGUUUGUCUUCCAUCCAAGGAAGUUGUUGCAAGACAAAUGACUUGUCUUCAAUCAAGUAGAGAUUUUGCAUUCACCUUCAAGUAUUCAUUGAGAUUUCACACGGAGGUCAGUGUCACUUUGUCUCUUCUGCAAUGUGGUGCAAUCUGCAAAACGUAUGGUGAAUGUUCUUGUUGAAUGAAAUGAUCUCAAUGUUGACCUCCCCCUAUCAUAUUAGAAUUUUGAUCAGCUCCUAUCUGCGUUUAACAGAACCUUAUUUAGUAGUCAUUUUUAAAUAAAAUAAUAUAAUUGCCUGAGCAACAAACUAUCAUUGUAUGGACUAUGGAGGUGCCUUUAUGUCUUUGAGGUUCUUGGUAAAUAGGGGUUUAGAUUUGUUUACAAUGGAUAGAUUAGAUGAAGGAAAAGGAACCUAAGGAUGCUUAAAGCUGAUUUCUAGUAGGUGAAAGGCUUGUUGAUUAUGGUUAUGUUUGUGCACGCACACAUACACAAAAAAGAAUGAGGAUGAAAGAUUAAAGAAAUACUAUCAUUGCUAGGUUAACAUUGUUUGUUGAACCAGAGAGGUUUUUUCGUCGAUGUUGGCCAAUCAUCCUACAUUGAUGACACAUCUAAGUUGUAAAUUAGCACCUUUGCGGGUGCCUGAAUGAUGUAAGACAAAUAGGAUGCACACAGACAGUCUUGUAAAGAGAAUGCUCCAGGUUUUUGACAAAAGUAAGGAAAUUUUUGACAGAUAAGUUAAAGGACUUAAAUUAGUAUGUAAAACAAGAAAAUAUGAGAAGCUGCACCAGUGAAGGGUCUAGUGACGGGGAACUAAAUAGGAUUUUAUACAUCUGUAAUGUGUGAUGGAGGUGUUCUUGAUAUGAAGGAUUUGCAGUGAACUUUAAACAAAAUAGAAAGAGCUUGGAUGCUAUUCCAUAUUGGGAAAAGGAGAGUCGGGACUUAAAUGGCCUGGAUGGAAGAACUUUUGGCCUUCGAUAAGGAUGGGAUAAUGAAUAAAGUAUUUCUCUUAAAAUCUACCUGUCAUGAUUACGGGCUGUUUGCAUGGACAUUAGUAUGAAGGCUAGUGCACAUUCUUUCAUUUAGCCAGGUUGCCAGACCAAGAUCUUGGUUUUCUUGCGGCUGCAUCAUGUCCCGUGGAUAUCUUGUUGUUGAAAACCCUUGGAUUGUUUUUUUUUUCUUUUUUGGUAUACACCACUUAGCCUUUUCAAUUAGCAUGGUUCUGUGAUGUUGAGGCAUGCAUACCUGAUAAAAUUUAAGAAUGGGCAUGAUAUGCUAUCUCCCUUUCCUUUGUUAAAGUUUUUUUAAAAUUUUUAGCCAAGUUAUUCUUGUUAAUUGUACUUGUAUUGUAUAUAUUAACAAAUUUAUUAGUUCUUGUCGUUAUUCUAAUUUGACAACCACUGCUGUCAAGCAAAUGGAUCACACUAUCACUGUUUUACAAAUCCAACAUUCCCCUAGUUAUGUUUCCUGUUGUGCCUCAUCAAUGCUGACUCUUUAUGUUACCAACAUACUGACAAAGCAAAUUUAAUAUGUUUUUUUCUUUUGAACAAAGCUACCUAAUCAUGUCGAAUUACUAUUAUGAUGAGAAGUGAAUCAUGUCAAAAUGCUAUAGAGAACUAAAAGACAAUGAUACUACUGUUGCAUUAUCUUUGUGCAUUUUUUCUUCUUGUGAGGGCCAUAAACCACCUUAUCACUUCGCCAUCUCUCAACUUGUUAGCAUACUCUAUGAUGUGUUAUUCCUUGUUCAGGGUUUUACUACAUGGAUCUGAGAUCGUUUAGUUAUAAAAGAUCUUCUGUUUGACUCCAUCUGUUCUGGAAGAUAGGGAUAUGAGAUUUAUUCAGCAGGAUGUGGCAGAAACAUUUGCUUCUCUGGCUUUAAGGUGUUCUGAGGUAUCUCCUAGGACAUAUUUUCGACUGUCACAGACUCCAUGGGUCGAUGAGAAUACCCCCAGGUUAAGAUUUUAGGGAAUUAGCCAGAAACAAGAAUCUAUGCUUCUAGUUCUGUAUUUGAUAAUGAUUGAGGAGGAUGGCACCUGGUGUUAUAUUAGUGGGACAUGGUGGUGGGGUUUGCAUGAUAGCUUGCAGGUGAUCAGCCAUUCAACAUGACUGCCAUCUUGGCAUCUGGCCAUCCAAUGAAGUCUCUGCGUGGGGCCUUCCAACUAUUAGAAAUACUGAUUGGUACUGAGACAAUUGCCACGAGGGGAGUCUUCAGCUAAAGAUGGUUCCCUUCUACUGGCUGCAUGAGUCACCGGUGAGAGCACAUAGAAGGCAUUUGACUUGGGGACCGUUAGCUGAGAGGGCAGUGCUCCUAGCAUCGCUGCUGUGUAACUUGAGCAAAUUGAUUGAUUUCUAUGAUGGGGCCAUCUCCUGAAUGAAAUCAAAAUAAUGAAAAUCUAGCAGCUUAUUAUA